GCCAGACACCUGUCGAUGUCCUCGAUCACCGAUAGAGCAUGUUUCUAAGGAUGAAGCCAGUCUCAUGGGAUAGUCAUGUUUUAUCUCCAUGACAGCAAUGUCACUCAGCCCUCUCUGCAGUGACCCCUGCACAGCAAAGGAUGCUGGAAAAUAACGAGCACUUUUAUCCCGGUCAGGAUGACAAAGAUGGGGAGGAUGAGGAGGAGGAAGAGGAGCAGGGAAGAGAAAACAGAGAAUGGGAAGAUGGACGUGACACAGAGAAUGGAGGGUUAGAGGGUCUGGAGGAGACGGAAAUGACCGGAGGAAGACAAUCCUGGGAAGGGAAAGGUGGCGAGAUGAUGAAACCAGCAGCCAUUGUGGUCAGUAGACAGAGAGCAGACCGCCCAAUGAGGCAGGGCAACCUGGGCAACCGCGGUAUCACAUACAUGACCAAUCAAGCCCUGCUGUAUCAUCCACCAGCCGGUAAGCAACAGCAUCAUGUCAUCGCGGCCAAUCCUCAGCCUCACCACGCAGGCCUGAACGCGCAGCAGAAGAGACGAGCCCAUAUGGAGCGCAGCAUGACCACAAUGGCUCCCAUGGAGGACACUUUCCUGACCAUGAUGGUGUUCCGCAUUGGGAUUCCCGACAUCAAACAAACAAGGUGUCUCCAGUUUGACCAGGAGUGCUUGGUGUGGAGCGCCAAGCAGCAGAUCGUCUGCUCCCUCACCGAGUCGUUGUGGGACGUCUACAACUACGGCCUCUUCCAGCCGGCUGGAGAUGGACGGGACGCCAAGUUCCUGGAGGAGGAGCGCGCCCUGCGGGACUACGCUCAGACCUUUGAGAAGGGGGUGCCCUACCUGGAGUUUAGGUACAAAACCAGAGUUUAUAAACAGACGAAUCUGGAUGAGAAGGCGCUCGCCAAACUCAGCACAAAGGCCAGUCUGAAGAAGUUCCUGGAUUACAUUCAGACUGGAGCAAUAGAGAAAAUGGCAAAAGUCCUCGAGAAAGGUCUUGAUCCAAAUUUUCAUGACCCUGACACUGGAGAAACCCCGCUCUCUGUGGCAAUGCAGGCGGGCAUGCCGGUGGAGGGCAUCCGGUUGCUGGUUGUGGGCGGCGCUCAUUUGGACUUCAGGUGCAGAGACGGAUUCACACCGGUGCACAAAGCUGUGAGGGCUCACAAUCACGCUGGGCUGAUGGCUCUGUUGUCCCUCGGAGCGUCUCCAAACUACAAAGACCGCUGUGGCCUGACCCCGCUGUACCACACCGUGCUGACAGGGGGCGACACCUCCUGCUGCGAGACGCUGCUGUAUUACAGAUCAAAGCUGGGGUCCAGGGAUGAGAAUGGCUGGGAUGAGUCUCAUCAGCACAGGGAUGAAGACGAGUUUGGAAUGGAAGAAAUACACAAGGCCUGCCAGAAUGGCUUUGCCCAGCACUUGGAGCAUCUGCUGUUUUAUGGGGCAGACACCUCUUCUCAAAAUGCCUCAGGGAACAGUGCGCUUCACAUUUCUGCCCUGUACAACAAGGAGAACUGUAUCCGGGUUCUGCUGUACAGGGGAGCAAAUAGGGAGGCAAAGAACAAACAUGGUCAGACCCCUUUUCAGGUAGCUAUAAUGUCAGGUCACUUUGAAGUCGCGGAAAUCAUCAAAAACCACAAAGAUUCUGACGUAGUGCCCUUUUUGGAAACGCCAAAGUAUGUCCCUAAGCGAAAAGACAGCGCCGCCACUCUGCCUCUCCCCUCACUUCACUCCCACCCCCUACUGCGCGCUAACAGCGAUAACUCCAUGACCCAGUCUGACCCUCUGGCCCUGCCCAUCAAGGCUGCGACCAAUCCCAACCCGGGACAGGUUCAACGCAGAGCCUCUAUCGGCAUGAGGAGCUCCAGCAGCCCCAGGACUCGCACUCGCUCCCCAUCCAGAGGGAGGGGGGGGCAAAGUGACACAGAGGAAAGGCAACGGCAGCCCAGAGGCAGACAGGGUGCCACCUCAGCGGGCAGUGGUGGAGGUCAGAUGAAGCGCAUGUACAGCGCCGUGCCAGGGAGGGUUUACGUGGCCACCCGUGCCCACUCCUCUGGUGGAGACAGAGAACUGUCACUUAACAAAGGCGACAGAGUAAAAGUGUUAAGUGUGGGAGAGGGGGGGUACUGGGAGGGAACAGUGAGAGGUCGCACCGGCUGGUUUCCUUCAGACUGCGUGGAAGAAGUGGCGCCUCCCAGCAAAGACAAUCGAACAGAGACGCGCAGCGAGAAAGCCAAGAGGAAGCUUUUCCGUAACGUCACCGUCGGCGCCUACGAUGGCAAUGACGGCCCCAGUGACUACAUCAUUAAGGAGAAGACAGUGCUCCUACAGAAGAAAGACAAUGAGGGUUUUGGCUUUGUGCUUAGGGGAGCCAAAGCUCAGACUCCCAUAGAGGAGUUCACUCCAACGCCAGCCUUCCCCGCACUGCAAUACCUGGAGUCUGUAGAUGAGGGGGGCGUGGCCUGGAGGGCGGGCCUUAGGAUGGGGGACUUCCUCAUCGAGGUGAACGGCCAGAAUGUGGUGAAGGUUGGUCACCGGCAGGUCGUCAACAUGAUCCGGCAGGGCGGCAACAGCCUCAUGGUGAAAGUGGUGAUGGUCGCUCGAAACCCCGAGCUGGAGGACACGGCUCGGAAGAGAGCGCCGCAGCAGACCAAGAGGCUGACUCCUCCUGCCAUCGCCCUGCGCUCCAAGUCAAUGACAUCAGAGCUGGAAGACAUGGUGGACAAAGCUGCCUCUCCGUGGAAAAAGAAAGCAGAUUACGACUCUACUCUGGGUCCUGAUAAGAAGAGGACGGUCUAUCAGAUGGCACUAAACAAACUGGACGAAAUAUUGGCUGCUGCCCAACACACUAUUACACCAGACAACCAGGGCCAGAGGGGUCAUGGAGGCAAGAGGGACAGGAGCAAGAGCAUUGUUCCCAACAGCUCCAAUGAGCAGCCAUCAGGCAGCAUGGUGCAGUCCGGACAAGGUUUCGGCUACAACCAAGCUCACUUUCAACCCGGCCACGCUCAGCACGCCGUCAUGAUGCGGCAGAAAUCUAUUGGUGUAACAGAGGAGGAGAGGCAGUAUCUCCACCCCCCUGCUAUGAAACUGGCUCGCAGCCUGUCGGUGCCGGGACCGGAGGAAAUCCCUCCCCCCCCCAACACAUCCGCCCCGGAGCCGCCCUUAUCAGCAGGCCCUCACCCUGGGAGAGGACCUGCUAUGCCCAUCCCUCCUGUAUCUCAAGCCCAUUACCAGGUCCAAUCCCAGCCAGGACAUGCUACUCAAGCAGGCUGGGAGAGGGGGGGUCCUGGUGGGGUGAACCAGCAGGGCAUGGUCCCCACCCUCCGCAGACAAGCUGAGGCACCGGAGGCAUCCAGGAGAGGAGGGGGCAAGAUGGGAGGGUUACGGAGAGGCUACAGCAGCGCCACACCACCAACAAGUGCUAAACCUAAGACUCAACAACCACCGCCGCAGCACCACCCGCACACGGCCAACAGGGAGCAGGGCGGAGCGGCCGGCAGGGGGGGGGGCAGGCGGGGUCGCGGGGCUCUGAUGAAGCAGUCGAAAGUGGAAGACGGGCUGAGGCAGCACCGAGGGAAAGGAGUCGCAGCCAAAGAGAAGAGCUCCAUCCCCAUCCCCACCAUCAUCGUCAAGGCGCCCUCCACCAGCAGCAGCGGGCGGAGCAGCCAGGGCAGCAGCGUGGAGACGGAGCCCCACCCGGAGGCAGAGGACAACACCUCAGCGGAGACAAACUCCGACAGCACCAGUCUGCCCUCACCGCUCACUCCCUUACCCCCUCAGCCCCCUAUGUCCACCCCCUCGCCUUCAUCGACCGUCGCCCCUUCGGUCUCCUCUCAUCAAAACUUGGAGGACUUGGAUUACACCUCCACAUACGGGACGGCCAUCGGAGGAGGCGGGGCUCGCAGGGAAAGGGAACGUUUCCGAGACAUGAGAAGAAAGAGCGCUUCUUUCUUCCUCUCGUCUGAGGACGACGUCCAGGGAGUGGCAGGGGGAGGAGCGGGGGAGGGAACGAGAAUUCAGCCUUUACAAGGCUCACAAAUGGACGUGCCCACCCCUCGCUUACGGCCCUCCAAGUCUAUAGAUGAGGGCAUGUUUUCCGGAGACAACUACGUCCACUAUUCCAGCAGCAUGCCCCCAGCUUUUGGCCUGCCGGAGUAUUCGUCCCCUGUCCCUAAUCAGGACGGCCAGCCCAAGUCGGCGCCCUCAAUGUACGGCAGCCAGGCCACGACUACCUUCAUCCACCCGCUUACAGGGAAAGUUCUGGACCCCUCGUCCCCACUCGGUCUGGCCCUGGCUGCGAGAGAAAGGGCCCUGAAGGACGAUCGCAGGACGCGCAGAGAGGACAGACAAUUCGGCCGGCAGAUGUCCACAGUGGGAGCGUUCCCCACCCCCGUCCAGACCCCGACUCCUUCCCUUUUUGCGACUCCUACACAAUCGUCCUACACCUCCCCAGUGUCCGUCCACCUCACCUCCCCCACCGCCACCGCCUCGCCCGCACCUAUAAGCCGGCCGCAGUCGCCGAGGAUAUUACGUUUGGGAGGGGGAGGCGGGGAGAGGAUGGAGCGGGAAAAGGAAGGAGGAUCCAGGGAGGGUCUUAGAGUUCGCUUCUCAGAGGACAGGACCAGUCAGUAUUCAACGCAGUAUUACCAACAGAGCCCCCGGGAAAGAGAAAAGGAGAUGUAUGACAGCAGACCUGCUCCGCCCAUGCAGCCUCCUCCACCUCCGGUUCAACCGGCCCCCCGCAGACCUUCAUUCCUGCAGAUGGAGGCUAACAGCAGCUACGUUCCUCAGUACACUGUCCCCACAGCCCCAUCACAGACACAUGAGGGAGAAGCAAGAGCAGGAACAAGUGGAGGUUUAGGACUGAUGGUGCUCCCUCCGCCUGCUCCUUCAAUAGACGUAGAUGACGAGUUUGUCUUUGCAGAUCCUUUGCCUCCGCCCAUACAGUUUGCUAAUGGUAAGAAGGAGAGAGGGCAGGAGUAUCCUCAGCAGCAUCAGAGUCAAUACUCUGCUGCUGCUCCACCUCUUCCUCCCCCUCUCCCGUCUAACAAGCAAUCAAACACUCCUCAGGCCGGUGACUCCGCUGCCUCCAGCCUCACCUCCUACGACAGCGAGGUGGCCAACCUCACACAGUCGGCCCCCUCUCCCUCUUACCCCUCCACACAGAUAUUUUCUCCUCCGUCAACAACAACCACCACCUCUUCUGCUGCAGCUCUCUCUGCCGCGUCGCUGCACAGACCCCAGCCCAUGUCUCAUUCUCACCCCUACUACGACCCCUCUGUGGGAGGCCAGGACAGAGGCUCGUCCGUCCUCACAUCCACCAUGACCUACGCUACCACCACCAUGACAGCCACCGCCGCCGCAGCCACCACCACCUCGCCAGCAUCCUCCGGUAUGCCCACAGUGGGAAAAACCUCCGACCACACCCAUCAUCACCCAGCUGGAGACUGGCAGGACAGCGUGGUGGAUUCUGGGAUCGAGGAGCUGGACAGUCACAGCAGCAGCGACCAUCACUUGGAGAUGCUGGGAUUGAGCGGGCUGAGAGGAGGGGAGGGGGAGAGAGGAGGAGGGGGGGAGCAUCAGGAUCCUUGCACAACCUACUCAGGCGGGCAAACAUUUGAGGUACACAGCGCCAAAAUGGCAAACCCUGUGUUUCCAAAGAUGAGUCACUACAAGGACGGAGGAGGCAGAGGCCCGGCUGUAGCGCUACGCAGGCAGAACAGCACCAACCCGGCCCCCCUGCAGCUGCAGAGACAGAGCCACCCCGAAGAAAUCCGGUUAGAGGAAGCGCUUUCCGACGAAAGGCAACACAUGGUGGGUCGAUCCAAGAUGGAGGACGGCUUCAACUCCGCUCUUGCCGCCUGCUUGGAGAGGCCGGUGGAGGCUCGGUCUCUGGGCUGGGUGGAGGUUGGGGAGCAGGGUGGAGACAUGGUGCAUAAAGGGGGUAUCUCUUCGGAGGGACGCAGACUUCACUCGCCUCUUUCGGGGGUGAAGGCGAACAUCAUGAACGAGCUGAGCUCCAAGCUGCAGCAGAUGGGCGGCAUGAAGAGCAUGGACGACUGGAGCCACUCCCCCAAGUCUCCCUCCAUGAACAGGUAUUCGGCGGAUUACACCGAUGCGUUUCACAGCCCACCCUCUGGCCGCUCCAUCUCUCCAUUACCCACCUCCUCUCCGCAGCAUCAGCGUCAGAUCCUGACCCCGAAUCUGUCCACCACGCCGUCCGUCUCCCCUUCCCCUCAAGUUCAGCGCAACUGGACCCGCUCCCCCUCUCCGCAGAUUCCCACCUCGCCGGUUCACUCUCACUCCCCCCAUUCCCCGACCUUCUGCCCGUACCCGACGUCACCGAAGCAUCGCUCCAAGAUGCGCCGGCAGACUUUUGAUUUCCAGUGUAGCCCCACGAAGGAGAUGCGGUCUUCAGUGUCACGACGACGGGCCCCCAGCCCUCUCAUCUAUAACAGUGAGCAGCCAAUGCCCGCCCCUCCCCGACCCUCCUCCCUCCCCAUCCUCCCAACUACACCUAUCUACAGUAACCCCUUUGAUUUCCCCGGACCCCUCACCCCUCCUUCGCCUCUAGGAGAUCCCUACGCCAUUUCUUCUUCUCCACUUUACUCCCCAUCCGGUGUGCCGCACUCAAACCCCCUCCUCACCUCCCGCUCUCUCUCCCCCACCCAUUUUCUCUCCGGAGCCUCCUCCCCCUUGCACUUGCCCCCCAGCCCAUCCUGCCUCAGCUAUCCCAAUCUCACCCCUCCUCCCCCAGCCAAACCCUUCGCGGUCAAGCCCCUGCCCUACUGGACCAAGUACGACGUGGCCGACUGGCUGGCUUACCUGAACCUGACCGAACACCAGGAGCGUUUUAUAGACAAUGAGAUAGAUGGAUCGCAUCUGCCUUCGCUCACCAAGGACGACUUCUUGGACCUGGGUGUGACGCGCGUGGGACACCGAAUGAACAUCGAAAGGGCGCUGAAGAAACUCACUGACAGGUGAGGGAGGACUAACAGACUCUGGAAUACGUAGAGUCAACGGAAUCAAAGAAGGAAGCGCCCCAUGGUGAAGGAAAGUCAAAGUGUCUCAUAGCUUAGCGUUAGCUGUGCCAUCCCCUUUCUACUUUAGAUACUUAGAAGUUAUCUUAUCCCCUCCCCCCUCUCUCUUUACUUACCUGUUUUAUCAACCCUAUUUAGUUUGCCCAAUCUUUAUUUCAAUUCCGCCUGUUCUUAUCCUUUGAUUUGCCCUCCUUCUCUCCCCAGACGGCUCUCCUCUCCUUUGCAUGUCCCCAGAGACACAUACUGAGAGUGUGAAGGGGUGAAUCAAAGAUGAAAUAAAAGGGAGAGACACAAAUUGACAAAGGUGGACAAUAACAGAGGAUGUGCGAGAGAAGAACAGCGGACAUCAACAGGUGUUGUUGGACUAUGUCUAAGGGCUGGAUGUGGGGGGGAGGGGGGAGAGUUUUCUUGCAAAGUUGAAACACAUUUAGAGAAUACUGUUGAAAUCUGUGGAAUUACUUUUGGUCAAGAACGGGUAUGUGAGGAAAAUCGUAUGAAAACUCUUCAACUGAAAAUAUAUUUUUAAAGGAAAGGCAUUUAAUUAACACACCAUUAUGUGCUGUGAAAGACAAACACACUGACAGAUGGAUUCUCACACCAUCUGCUGCUCGGCAAAACUUCUGUCUGUGUUCAAAGGAAAGUUGAAAAGUUGCUGCUUAAAGGGUAAACCCCGAGUCAAUGUUAUUUCUUGUGGCUGAGCCAGAAACCCUGGGAAAAGCAGUCACUUCCUCAUCAGAGAAUCAAAUGGCUGUGAGUUCAGGAGCCAAAGUCAGAAAAUCAGAUUUAUGUUUGUAAAUGAUGAUAGAAAAAAAUGGUAGACAAUUAAAGUAUUCUUUUUAUAUAUAUUUGCCAUAUUCCCCCAAAGGAUGCCCCAAUAUGCUUUGUAUGUAUGUACUUUGCGAGCACUUAAUAUAUCUUACUUGUUCAACGGGAUUAACUAUUACUAGAAACAUAUGUUUUGUACGAAGUGCCGAUCACAAUCAUUCAUUUCAAACUGGUCAGGGUAUUUAAAACUGUUGAUUUGAAGUUGUGCAUAAUGGUAUUGAGAAGACAUUGUUGUGAAGUAACCUUUUAGAGGAUGAAACAUGUGAGAGCAAUUGAAAAGUGGUUGCAUGUCAAACUGCAAAUCGUCUUUUCUCAAUCUUUACUGGUGUCUAUGGCCAUAGCAGAGGUCAAAGGGUGGACUCCUCCUCUUUGAUGCCAUAAUGUUGACCGCGCUCUCUCACUCAGCAGGUGCAGUGAUCAAAAAGGGCUUUUUACUGCUUCUCUGUCUGCCUCACCCCCCCCAACCCUCACCAUCCGUGAGACUGUGUCUGAUUUUGUGCGAGUGUUUGUCAGCUUGGUGGCCAAAUGCUUUCCCUUAACCUGCACCUCUCUCUUUAUAAAUGCCUUUUUCCAAGACAUAUUUAUAACGGUCGGAAAACUGUUUUUUUCCUCACUAGUUGACAAUCCCAAUGUUGCCCCUGUUCCACUUAUCAUUAACUCAAUUAGAAACACUGAGUGAUAACUGUAUCUGUUGCAUAGAGGGGAACGCCCUGGGUUUUUUAAACAUGCCAUGUUUAGCCAUUUUCCCUGCAGUGAAUUAAACUGUAAGGCAAAAAAAACACAUUAUUUAUAGAUCUAUAUGUAAUGAUGAUGACAAUGAUAACAUAAAAAUAUAGUAUAAUAAAGAUAAUAUUUAGUAUGUAAACAUUUUUAAGAAUCUCCGUCUUCCAAAUAGUGUGGACAAAUUCUUUGGAGUUUUAUUUAUGUUUUAUUUUUGGGAUUUCUGUGAAUGCUUUCUAUACUGCUCGCCCCGUGGUGACCCCAGUGAAGCCGACACACAUUAGCGUUUUCUCUCUGUGUGAGUUUGAAAAUUGUGACUCAAACGCGAUCUCAUGAAGGACAUUUGUGAAAGGACUGAGCAGUAGAAAGCAUUACGUCCUAUGAUUUAAAAGAGUAUUUUAGGUCUAGUGAAAUGCAUAAUGACUACAUACAGUAUGAGCAUAAGUAUGCAGAGAUAAAAAGGUAUAUAUAUAUAAAUAUAAAAAUAUAUAUAAAGUUUUGCUUUAAAUUGAAUAAAGUAUAUACUGAUAAACAAUAUGAUAGAGGUACAACUAAGGUGUUGAAA
Messenger RNA from Gymnodraco acuticeps, 9146 nucleotides. Its product is annotated as SH3 and multiple ankyrin repeat domains protein 1-like. The record is from RefSeq and is a predicted model, not a curated record. Gene Ontology annotation, cellular component: dendritic spine; postsynaptic membrane; postsynaptic density. Gene Ontology annotation, molecular function: ionotropic glutamate receptor binding; synaptic receptor adaptor activity. Lineage: Eukaryota; Metazoa; Chordata; Actinopteri; Perciformes; Bathydraconidae.